Messenger RNA from Chondrus crispus (carragheen), 747 nucleotides. RefSeq lists its product as hypothetical. The coding region runs from base 1 to 645 and encodes 214 amino acids. Lineage: Eukaryota; Rhodophyta; Florideophyceae; Gigartinales; Gigartinaceae. The transcript has 2 exons. The record is from RefSeq and is a predicted model, not a curated record.
AUGUCCGCCGCUACGGGAUCGAUUCAAAACCUUUUUAAACUCUCAAAUGCUUCUCAUCUCCAGCCUCCAGCCUCCAGCCUCCAGAACAGAGCACAUCGACCUACGUCCACGAUGUCUUCCCUCAUCUUCUUCAUCUCCUUCCUUCUCUUUAUCUCGCAUUUGCCGAGUACCCUCUCCAUGCCGCGCUCUACUCUUGUCACGGUGCUAUCGUGCCGCGAAUUGUGCAAGCCCUCCGCCUUCCGUGCUUCUUGCCGCAAACCGCCGAUUUCUAAUAUCUGCAGGGCCUCUAGUUGUGAGUGUCCGCGAGACACCCGCAAGCUCCGCGUCACAUGCGGUGGAAGCGGCUGUCUAUCCAAAUCGGUUGGGAGUUCUGUUCGGACGCAAGUCUCUACCUUUCCAGUUAACCUGGUCUCUUGGUCUGUGAACGGCGUGGCUUAUGAUCGACGCAAGCGCAGGUCAGGUUCAUGUAGGAUCCUCAUCAAGGGAACGUACAGACCCCGUGUCAAAAAGCUUUUGACAACUGCUCAGAUGCGAAAGGUGCUUAACGAAGUACUUGGUUCCCUCUCUAAGGCCGGAACAGGAAGGUUUAUGUGUGAUAAGCAGUUUGCCACUGUUGUACGAAGGGCGACGAACCGCAUCCUAUAGAGCAUCAUUGAGAAAUGCGGGGUAUUGUACCUUGCACGUUAAGGAAUAUAGAUGAGAUGUUGAGAAUGAGACUAAACUGAAACCGCCUUAUUUGCGUUUUAA